Exophiala bonariae is the source of this 1650-nucleotide messenger RNA. RefSeq lists its product as uncharacterized. Gene Ontology annotation, cellular component: cytoplasm. Gene Ontology annotation, molecular function: allantoinase activity. Lineage: Eukaryota; Fungi; Ascomycota; Eurotiomycetes; Chaetothyriales; Herpotrichiellaceae. Bases 1 to 1650 code for a protein of 549 amino acids. The record is from RefSeq and is a predicted model, not a curated record. The transcript has a single exon. Gene Ontology annotation, biological process: purine nucleobase catabolic process.
AUGAAUACUCAAGGAGACAACUUCCAUUCUUAUCCGACACCGCCCAGAUCUCCACCCAAUGCCUUAUCAGACUCAACAGAUGCAUCGCCAAUCACUGUAAUUGCUUCGUCACGGGCUAUUCGAUCGGGAGGUCUCACGGCGGCCACUAUCGUCAUAUCCAAUGCGACAGGCAAGAUCACGGCAACUUUUGAUUCGGUCGUGCCUGCAUCAGACUUCCCACCUAAUACGCCAUAUACGGACUACUCGCCUCAUAUACUACUUCCUGGAUUGGUUGACGCCCAUGUCCACCUUAAUGAACCGGGUCGGACCGAAUGGGAGGGAUUCUAUACAGGUACACAAGCAGCAGCCUUCGGUGGCGUAACCACUGUGGUAGAUAUGCCUCUGAAUGCAAUCCCUCCCACGACCACUGUGGCAAACCUCCAUGAGAAGAUCAAGGCUGCCCAAGGCCAGUGCUGGGUCGAUGUGGGCUUUUAUGGAGGGAUUAUCCCAGGUAAUGCUGGUGAACUGAAGGCAUUGGUAAGGGAAGGUGUGAGGGGAUUCAAAGGAUUCUUGAUCGAAAGUGGUGUGGAAGAAUUUCCUGCUGUUUCUUCGAUAGACAUUGAAAAAGUGUUUGCCGAGCUUGCAGAUGAGCCUACCACGGUCAUGUUUCAUGCAGAAAUGAUCCCUCCUAUUGCGGAUUCUGUUGGUGACGACGUCCAAGUCUCAUUACCACCGCGCCAGCCUCAUGGCCCACUCAACGCCUACAGUACCUUCUUAGCCUCAAGGCCUCCUGCAUUUGAGACAUAUGCCGUUGAGGAAAUCUUGUCGAUGGCACACUUGGCACCAAAUUUGGCAUUGCAUAUUGUCCAUUUAUCGGCCAUGGAGGCCAUCCCGCUUCUCAGAAAGGCAAGAGCACAGGGAAUCAAUAUCACAGCUGAGACCUGUCCGCAUUAUCUUUCUCUGGCAGCGGAACAAAUACCGAUAGGCGACACCCGACACAAAUGUUGUCCCCCAAUCCGCACCAAGUCGAAUCAAGAUAGGCUGUGGGAAGAAUUAUGCCAACAUUUGGAAGAGGGCGUCAUAAAGACAGUUGUUUCUGACCACUCACCCUGCACACCAGAUCUCAAGCUUCUACCAUCGUACGUGCCUGGUCACGUAGCGCUACCAAAGGAUCAAGCAAAGUCAUUGGAACUUGAGACUGAUCGGGGCGACUUCUUUUCUGCAUGGGGUGGAAUAUCGUCGGUCGGGAUGGGCCUCCCUAUCCUAUGGACUGAAAUGACCCGACGAGGGUUGACAUCAAAAGACACAGCUAUCACAGAUGUUGUGAAGUGGUGCUGUGAGAAUACUGCUGCUCAGGUCGGACUUGAGAAACAGAAAGGCCAACUGGCGGUCGGAUUCGAUGCCGACAUUUGCAUCUUUGACGAUACUGCUGAGUGGGUCGUGGAGCCCAGCACCAUGUUGUUCCGGAACAAAUGCAGUCCAUAUCAAGGCAAGACGAUGAUCGGACAAGUCAAGGCGACCAUAUUGCGAGGUCAACAGGUGUUUGUCCGCGAUGGACCAAACAAUGGAUUUGUUGGUAAGACGUGCUCUGGGCAAUUGUUGCUGGAACCGAGACGUGCUGAGCUGAAGAGAGUUAAAAGCUGGUUUAAAAGAUGGAUUUAUGACUUUUGA